AUGGUGAGGAGCAUACAGGAGGUGGGGGAAGGAUAUCUGGUGGAACUAUACAGGUUGGAGGGGAUCAGGCUGGAGGAGGGAGAGGAGGUUCUGCUUGCAGUACAUCCAUUGAUUCAGCAGUUCAGUGAGAAGGAUGAGAUUGAAAGGUUGAUCAGAGAGAUGCUGGAAGCAUGGAUCAUCAUGCUUAGUGUUAGUUCUUUUUCGAGCCCAGUGUUACUAGUUAGAAAGAAAGAUGGGAGUUGGAGGUUUUGUGUAGACUACAGGGCAGUGAAUAAAGAAAUGGUGCCAGAUAAGUUUCAAAUUCCAAUGAUAGAUGAGAAAGCAAUGGUUUUACUUAAGACCAUGGUGAGGAGCAUACAGGAGGUGGGGGAAGGAUAUCUGGUGGAACUAUACAGGUUGGAGGGGAUCAGGCUGGAGGAGGGAGAGGAGGUUCUGCUUGCAGUACAUCCAUUGAUUCAGCAGUUCAGUGAGAAUGAUGAGAUUGAAAGGUUGAUCAGAGAGAUGCUGGAAGCAGGGAUCAUCAUGCUCAGUGUUAGUCCUUUUUCGAGCCCAGUGUUACUGGUUAGAAAGAAAGAUGGGGGUUGGAGGUUUUGUGUAGACUACAGGGCAGUGAAUAAAGAAACGGUGCCAGAUAAGUUUCAUAUUCCAGUGAUAGAUGAGUUACUGGAUGAGUUGAGUGGGACAAUUAUCUUCUCUAAGAUAUAUUUGAAGUUAGGAUAUCGCCAGAUCAGGAUGAAAAGAGAGGAUGUGUCAAAUACUGCUUUCAAGACUCAUGAAAUACAUUAUGAGUUCCUAGUGAUGCCUUUUGGUCUCACAACGCCCCUACCACUUUUAGUCCCUCAUGAACAAGGUCUUCAGACCCUACCUAAGAUAGUAUGUGUUGGUAUUUUUUGA
Messenger RNA from Dendrobium catenatum, 894 nucleotides. RefSeq lists its product as uncharacterized. NCBI's taxonomy places the organism in Eukaryota, Viridiplantae, Streptophyta, Magnoliopsida, Asparagales, Orchidaceae. The record is from RefSeq and is a predicted model, not a curated record. The coding region runs from base 1 to 894 and encodes 297 amino acids. The transcript is spliced from 3 exons.